Molecule: messenger RNA, 1737 nt
Organism: Penicillium odoratum
Lineage: Eukaryota; Fungi; Ascomycota; Eurotiomycetes; Eurotiales; Aspergillaceae
Product: sorting nexin 1
Exons: 6
Coding region: 1-1737 (578 amino acids)
Biological process (GO): retrograde transport, endosome to Golgi; protein retention in Golgi apparatus
Cellular component (GO): endosome
Molecular function (GO): phosphatidylinositol binding
Source: RefSeq, a predicted model, not a curated record
AUGGACCUCGAUAAUAGCGACUCCCCGUGGGGCGACGAGCCUUCGUCGUUCGCGGCUAGCCAUGCCACCUCGAAGUCGGAUACCAAAGAAGAUACUCCAGCUCCCGCUCCCGUUGCCGCUCAUCCCGCACUCUCCGAAAGCAGGGCCGAGGUUCGUACACCUGGAAGACGAGGCCCACGGGGCACUCGCAAAAUAAGCGCACAAGCGACACGAUUGGAGGCUGUUGAUGAUACCGUCGACCCGCUUGGUCCUCUGGCCGAAGCACCACUUGAGACCAGUGCGACACCUACCGAUGAAGCUCCGGCGCCGCCCCAGAAAGAAUCACUUGCGCGCAGCCCUCAGCCGCCUUCAACAUUUUCGCAAAUCUCAGGUGCUGGCAAUUUGGCCGAUCCAAUUAGCUUAGAGGAGGAUGGUAGCGGAUUCCGAGGACCUCCGCCUGUGCAACCUGCGGCCGAUGCACCGGGACCAAAGAGACAGACACAGCCUAGCAUGAGCGUGGAACAGGCCGCGAAGCCGACAUUUGAGAUUUCUGUCGGUGACCCACACAAAGUGGGCGACCUGACUAGCAGUCACAUUGUUUACCAGAUUCGGACAAAGACAACAUCUAAAGCAUACCGCCAACCUGAGUUUGCUGUCAGCCGCCGAUACCGCGAUUUUCUUUGGCUCUAUAACUCCAUGCACAACAACAACCCCGGAGUGGUUGUUGCUCCUCCGCCAGAGAAGCAGGCUGUUGGUCGGUUUGAUACCAACUUUGUCGAGUCCCGAAGGGCUGCUUUGGAGCGCAUGUUGAAUAAAAUUGCUAGCCAUCCGACUCUCCAGCAAGAUGGUGAUUUGAAGAUCUUCCUUGAAAGUGAGGCUUUCAAUGUCGAUGUCAAGAAUAAAGAGAACCGAGAACCCGACCUGGGCCAAAACAAGGGCAUGUUCGGCUCCUUUGGCCUCUCUGUAGGUGGAGGGAGCAAGUUUGUGGAACAUGACGACUGGUUCCACGACCGAAAGGUCUACUUGGACGCAUUAGAGAAUCAACUGAAGGCGCUCCUGAAAUCCAUGGAUACUGUUGUUGCGCAACGAAAGGGCCUUGCCGAAGCCGCAGGCGACUUUUCGGCCUCACUCCAUGCACUCUCCGCGGUCGAGCUCUCACCCGCGUUGUCCUCGCCUUUGGAUGGCCUGUCAGAGCUUCAGUAUCGAAUUCGCGAGCUUUACGAACGCCAAGCCCAACAGGAUGUUUUAACACUGGGAAUCACUAUUGAUGAGUACAUCCGCCUGAUCGGCAGUGUUAAGACAGCCUUUGGACAACGACAAAAAGCCUUCCACAGCUGGCAUUCCGCCGAGUCUGACCUUCAAAAACGCAAGAACACCCAGGAAAAGAUCCUUCGCCAAGGCAAAACCCAGCAAGAUCGGUUGAACCAAGUCAACGCCGACGUUGCCGAUGCUGAGCGCAAGGUACACCAGACGCGAUUGCUAUUCGAUGAUAUGGGUCGCCUGAUGCGGAGUGAGUUGCAACGGUUUGAGAAAGAGAAGGUAGAGGAUUUCAAGUCUGGUGUCGAGACAUUCUUGGAAAGCGCCGUAGAAGCUCAGAAGGAGUUGAUCGAGUUGUGGGAAACAUUCCUCUUACGUCUUGACGCUGGAGAAGAUGGUCUGCCUUACUACGUACCACCUUCGUCUGGCGACGCCGGCGAGGAAGUCCCGGAUUCUUCAUCAAACGUUGCAAACUCCACAGCGGCCGAUGAUGAAGAGUAA